Messenger RNA from Corylus avellana, 769 nucleotides. RefSeq lists its product as uncharacterized. Lineage: Eukaryota; Viridiplantae; Streptophyta; Magnoliopsida; Fagales; Betulaceae. The record is from RefSeq and is a predicted model, not a curated record.
UUUGUACAAUUCUUUCGCCGCAAGAAUCCGUACGACACUAGGGUUUAAGAAUCCAAAUCCCUUAAAAAAGCUUAAACCCUCAGUGCUGGAACUCACAAUUACGACAGUCACACUCACUCACCUAGAGAAACAAUGGCUUUGCGCUCUGGAUCGCUUUCAAGGUCUCUACUUUCCACUGUCAGAUCGACCCAAAUUCGACGCUCCUCCUCCUCCGCAUCAUCAUCAUCCCUCCGCGGCCUCAUCCGCCCUCCGGCUGCAACUUCUUCGUUCCGCCGCCCCCUCUUCACCACUCCUAGGGCUAUGGCGGGAGAAUUCGGGGGCGUUCAAUCGCUGACGCCGAUGCACAACGCUCUCGCCGCUGCUCGCCUCACUUCUCACAUUUCUGUCAACGUGCGCGCUUUCUGCGAGUUGUCUCAGGGUACUUGAAUGGACUGUUUGAUCUGCACAUCUGGUGCAAUGUCAUAUGGGGUUUGAAGUACAUCAUGUUGGGGAACUCCACAAGCGUCUUGUCUUGAUGGGGUGUAGGGAGUAAUUUUAGAGUGUUAUCUAGUUAGAUAGGUUUUAUGUUAAAAACUGUCAUGUUCUUCCUAAAAACUCACAAAGAGAUCCUGCUUUUCAUUUUCGAACUCAUAUAUAUGAGUUCUUGCUUGACUUUCGGAUAUCUUACUAGACUUUUAUCCUUGGCUACUAUUUUGUUUGACCAUUUUGAGCCCUGUAUAUUUUACGUUGGGUAUUCUACAGUAAUGGAAUUUCCUUUGGGCCUUGGUGA